Molecule: messenger RNA, 7896 nt
Organism: Galleria mellonella (greater wax moth)
Lineage: Eukaryota; Metazoa; Arthropoda; Insecta; Lepidoptera; Pyralidae
Product: patj homolog
Exons: 1
Coding region: 176-2170 (664 amino acids)
Molecular function (GO): protein binding
Source: RefSeq, a predicted model, not a curated record
UGUCAUUUUUAUAUUUUAUUUUAUAUAAUUUAUCGUUGAUCAAAUAUAGAAUUCAAGUUUUUAAGUCCAUAUUCGUGUUUUGUAUUAAUUACGCGUGGUGUAACGCCGAAAUGUGUGUGUUGGAGUGCCCUAACCUCGGCGCGGCUCGCAUUCUGUGCAUCACGUAACGUCGGGCAUGGUGAGGAGCGCGAUGGUGCUGAGUACCGAGUGGGCGCAGGUUGAAGUUGUAGAGCUCACUAAUGACGGGAACGGACUCGGCUUCAACCUAGUAGGCGGCCGGAGUACUGGCGUCGUCAUUAAGUACGUAUUGCCUGGAGGAACGGCGGACAAAGACGGGCGGCUGCAGAGUGGCGACCACGUACUCCAGAUCGGAUCGGUGAACCUGCGAGGAUUCACCUCCGAGCAGGUCGCAGCGGUGUUGCGGCAGGCCGGCCCCGCUGUCAGGCUGCUAGUGGCACGCCCUGCGGACCCGGCUGCUGCACUACGCGCCCCGAUACCUGGCACAGCCCUCGUACCCACCAAGAUUCUCGCCGAUCCUGAACUCCUCGACAGACAUCUGAUCGAAAGUGGAUAUGGUGCUGUAUACGAUAUAUCUCAGUGUUACACCGAGUACAUCAAUGGGCAAAAUGGUGACGCCGAAAACAUUGUAGCAGCAGCUGUGAGUGUUGUUGGUGAGAAUCCUCAGCAAAUACCCGAGUAUCCGCUUGUUGCACAGGCAGUGUCCCCGACCAUCACGAUCACUGUUCCAGUGGAGUUGCCACAAUUGCCCGAGGUUGAAAUUGUUCAUGUGGAUUUGAAUAAAAAUGUUUAUGGCCUUGGUAUAACAGUUGCGGGUUAUGUCUGUGAGAAGGAGGAACUGUCUGGGAUAUUUGUUAAGAGUAUUAUAGAAGGUAGCAGUGCUGAACAAAGUGGUAAAAUUAGAAUAAAUGACAGGAUAAUAGAAGUGGAUGGUGUAUCGUUGGCUGAGAAGAGCAACCCUCAGGCGGUGGAGAUAUUAAGAAAUACAGGCAUAUCAGUUCAUUUAGUAUUAGAGAGAUACCUGAGGGGACCUAAAUAUGAACAUCUUCAAUUAGCUAUAUUUAAUGAAGAGAAACCCUCAUCACCGACAUCAUCGACCACAACCCUUUCUUGGUUCCCAGUGCCUUCCCAAGUUGAGAACAGUGUUACUGAAAUUGAGCCUGAAGCUGAAUCCAACACUACAAUAGACUCUAGUGUACUAGAAGUAGGAGAAGCUGAAGUGAAUGAACCCACUCAAGAGGAGUUGGACAGGAGAUUUGAUGAAAUAUUAGCAGUUACAGAAGAAGAAGUGACAAAGAAGUGGGAGUCUGAAAUUGGAACGGAGAAGCAGAUUAUUAUUGCUGAAGUGCAUAAACUUGAAGGGCUUGGCAUUAGUUUAGAGGGUACAGUUGAUGUAGAAGGAGGUCAAGAGGUCAGACCGCAUCAUUACAUUAGAUCUGUGCUUCCAGAUGGUCCUGUUGGACAACAAGGAACACUUAUAGCUGGUGAUGAGUUGUUAGAAGCCAAUGAGUACCGGCUGCAUGGACUUACUCAUACAGAAGUGGUUAAUAUUCUGAAGCAUCUUCCAAACCGUGUGCGAUUAGUUUGUGCUAGGAGCACUGAAAGUGGUCCUCGUCCGCUGAUUAACCUAGCACCAGAUAGGGAAGGAUUUGAAGCUAGAAAGAUCAUAUCGGGUAGCUUGAACAACUUGACAACACUUGUCAAAGCUCAGUCUGACACUUCAAUUAAUACUUCUAGUACAGCUACAUUGACAAACCACUCGGGUCACUCUAGGAAGUCUCGUUCCCUUGAAUGUGUGUCAGGGCUAGCCAUGUGGCAGAGUAGAGAAGAUAUUGUACAGCUUGUCAAAGCUGAUCAGGGUCUUGGUUUCUCCAUAUUGGACUACCAGGACCCUAUAGAUCCUCAAGGCACAGUGAUUGUCGUACGGAGCUUAGUACCUGGAGGAGUAGCUGAGAAAAAUGGUGAAAUCUCCCCAGGAGACAGAGUGAUGUCUGUUAAUGGAGUCAGUAUUAAAAAUGCCACAUUAGACCAAGCCGUGCAGGCGCUUAAAGGCGCACCAAGAGGGGUAGUGAGGGUGGGGAUAGCUAGGCCACUGCCACCGCACGACUCUAAGUCAAAAAGUACCACCACAUUGAACACUAAGCCAAGUUAAUCUUAACUCAUUGUGAUUACGAAACUGUACUAGUCAACCUUAAAGUCAUAUCUCUUUACGCUUACCUGAGCUUAUGGUGCAAGCACAUGAGGGUUCCAAAUACUCUAUCACAUGCAAUGUGUCUCACCCAUGACAUUUACUUGAAUGCAAUACAAACAUUUUGAAAUUUUAAAUAUAUUUCAAAACGUAUGUAAACUACAUUUUGAAAGGAUGUUUGCAGUCUUAAACCAGUAAAUGGCUUGCAUUUUAGUAAAUGUCAAAUUAAGCUCACAAAUUACAUAAUAUUUCAGGACAGAGCUCAAAUUCUAUGAUACAAUAAUAAUUUACGCUUUACUAGGUAGACUAUAUGAUAUACUUGUAUAUGUAAGAUUCACAAGUCGUUUUAUAAUGCACAUGUUUAAAAAAAAAUACGUGUCAUGUUUUUGGUUACUUCCAUCCCUUUUUAAAAUACAAUCCCUGUACUCUUUAAGACUCUAUAGGUCAUAAAUUGAAAAUACGUUUCAUGACAAAAGAUGCACACUUUUUAAUUAUUGUAAUGAUAAACUAUUAAAUUAAUAUUCAUAUUAAUUAAAAUAGUUAUUGAGGUGUCACAAAAUUUGUAGAUUUUAACCUAAGGGAGCAAUUACGAAAGUAACUUUUAUGUAAAUAAUGAGAAAGUCGAUUUUCAAACGUCAUCGAUUUAUUGGUGGUACCAACAUCAGGAUUUGCUUGUGAAUUGAUUUCUUGCCAAGUUGACUAUUGUUAUAUGUAUAAUAUGCAAAUUAUAUUGACUGUUUAUUCUUUUAUGAAUUUUUUUACGCUGUUGAUCUAAGGAUAGGAGGAGAUUUUCCAAAUUGUAGUUAUAAUAAUUAUAAAACAUGUUUUAUUUUGAAACGAUGGAUUCUCUUGUUUCGUAAACAUUAUAAGGGCUUGUUUUGUAAUGAAUAAGUACCGGUUAAAAUUCAAACUUAACUCUUGGUUAACAUGUGUUUUACAAUAAUCCAAUAAAACUAUAAGCUAUUUGAAAUGUCAAAAAUAAAGAAAUGAUAUAUUCAAAAUUGUUCAUUAAAGAAUUGAACAUUGAUCAUAUGUUAUGAAACGAGCCCUAAAUCUAUCCUAGGUCAAGAGAAUUGUUUAUUUUUAAAUUCUAUAUGUUAAGGAAGUGCACUAGUGUUUAGUGAGCACAUGUGAUAUGGGUGUUAUUGUAUAGCGUAUUUAUAAUGGCUGUUCGUAUCGUCUUGAAUCUCUUUGAAACUCUCUUUUUUUUUAUUAUUUUACUUUUGUAACUGAGUAAUAAUGAUCUAAGUUCAUAUCAAGUUGCUUCCACACAGAAAUUGUACAAUUUAUUAUAAAUCAACUAGAUGUAUUAAGAUGAUGAAAUAACCUAUGUGGUCAGUGAUGAUUUCUCUAUCAAUUCAAUUCAAAUCAAUUUAUUUAGUGCAUUCUACAAUAUUAUUAUGAAAGAUGUUAGUACCUGAUAUAGUACAUUGUAGACCGUGUCGGGCGCAGCAAUUAGAAGCGAGCAGGGCGUCGAUUUCUUAAAUUUUCAUAAAGAUUUUAAUAAUUUUAUUUCAAAUUUUAUUCAAAUCCAUUCAGGUGUUUGAAGCAUGAGAUGUAAGAGUGAAAAUAAAAUAUUUUAUUAAUCAUCGACAUAUCAGCCUUUAACUGUCCACUGCUGAACAUAAGCCUCCCCAUAUGGGGGUGUAGCCAGUAGUUGCCACGCUUGGCCAGGCGGAUUGGCAACCGCAGUUUUAGAAUUGUUUUUAGAGGGACCCUGCUGCCCAUCGCUAGCCCUCCUUUAGAUAGAUAGAUAGAUAAUUUAUUUGCAUUACUUACAGCACACAAAUUACAACAUACAUAUACAAAAAAAAAGUGAGGUAACAUAAAUGAUAAAAAAAUACAUAAAGCUAAAUACAAUUUUUCUUUUGUGCGUGUGCCAUAGCAAUACAAAAUGGCCACAACUCAGUUUAUUGCUUCGCCCUCGAAAGAGCAAAGCACUGAUAUUCUGUUGCGGCCAAUGGGAAUAGGGUAAGGUUUAGUCGAUUCUUACGACACCCGCGGGAAAGAAAGGAGUGGCCUAAUCUAUGCCGGGAGCGCACACUAUUAUUUUAUUAUUCUAUUAAUAAAGUGACAGUUUAUAUGUUUAUUAUUUAAUCAUGUUUAAACGACUAAAUGGAUUUCAGUGAUAUUUAGUAUACAGAUAGACCACAUAGUAAAUUGACACAUAGAAUUACUUUUACCUUAAUCCAUAUCUGCGGGAUACUGUUGGUUUUGUCCAAAUAUAGUCUGUACCAAUUGGGGGCAAAUGUGAAUAGGCUACUCGUGGGCCCGGGAGCCCCAUCUUAGACCACAUCAUUGCUUACCAUCAGGAGAGAUCGUGAUCAAAAAUACUUCUAUAAUAUGGUUUUUGUCACUGUUGUGGAAGCAAGAUGAAUUGAACUAGGUUUUAUUUAAACAGUUGUGUUAGCAAUUUGCAAUGAAUUCCACAAUGUUUAUUCCUAUAUUUAUAGGCAUUUUAUUGUAUUAAUUGCAGUUUUAAUCCGUUCUCGCUGAUGUUUCUUUGGAAAAUUUUUUUUUUUUUAUAUACUACUUAGAAAAGCAAACAAGCUGACGGCCCACCUGAUGGAAAGUGGUAACCGUCGCCUAUAGACAUAAGCAGUACCAUGGACAUAACAGAGUAUACUGUUUCGCCCAUGAUACCCCCCCAUGCGUUGCCAUUCAUGAGGACUCGGGUGUUAUUCCUCUGUACCCUGUAAAUUCACGGCAUAUCCCACCCUUCAAACCGAAACACAGCCAUGCAAACACAACUGCUUCACGGUUGGAACACGAAUCAUGUCUAUAGGCGACGGUUACCACUUUCCAUCAGGUGGGCCGUCAGCUUGUUUGCCAUUCUAAGUUGCAUAAGAAAAAAGUACACAGAUAAGAUUGUAAACAUUUUAAGAUUUUUACCUAUCAUUCGGAAAUCUUUAAGUAUUGAUUGAACAAACCUUUGAUGAUAUCUAAAAAUUGCAUUACUUAGGUGUUAUAUACUAUAUAUCAGUCAUUAUUGUCCACUGCUGGACAUAGACCUCCCCCUAUUAAGGGAUAUUGCCAAUAGUUGCCACGCUUAGCAAGCGGGUUAGCAACCGCAGUUAUGCCUUGGUGAUAUUUUAAGACGCUGCUGCCCAUCCCUCAACCAUUAAGUUACCUUAGACGCACUUACGAAACCCACGGAAAAGAUACGAGUAGCCUAUUUCUAUUCUAUGCUGGGACCACACGCCAACUUAGAUGUUACAUUUUCUUUAAAAUAAAACUGCAAUGAAUGCAAUAAAAUCAAUAUUGAUCACAAUUCUGACCGUUUGUUUAUAUAACACAUUGCCAUAUCAUCCCACCAUCCAAACGAACACAUACGUAAAGUGGUAACAAAAUUUACAAGUAUUUUAUCUGCAUUUAUUUACUUCCGUUGAAUAGUGAUCUCUAGAAUUAAUAUUUACAUAAGUACCUACACAAAGUUUAAUUGUAUGGAUUUAUAUAAAUGAAGAGACUGUAUGAGAAUUAUUCAUUAACGUUGCCUUCUUAUGUGCAUUUAAUACGAUCCUUUAUCUACGACUUUGAUCACGUGAUCGAGAUACGCUCACUGAACGGAGUAAAAUGGCGCCUAUAUCCUUCUCUAUGCCGUAUAGUACGUGUAUACCAAAUUUUAAAGUGAUUUAUUUAGUCGUAAAGCCACUAAGAGGUAAUAAACUCACAUUCACAUUUAUGAGUAAAAAUAUCUUGUAGAUAUACUCAUAUUGUUAUAAAAAAAUAUGUACUCUAUUCUAUGCCAUUGAUCCAUUCUUUGACCGAGUUCAAGUAAAAGAGGUUCUCAAUUUAUUUUUUUUUUUUUAUAAAUAACGCCAUAUGUUAGCCAAUUGUUUGAUUUAUGGCACAAAAAGAUUACAUUAAUAUAUAUAAUAUUGAUCAAAGAUGUACAACAGGCGAGCUUAACUGUGUAAAAGUUCUCCUCCAACAAACCCUGAUUGGAAAGGAGCAUUAAUUAUUAAAACGGAUAUCCAAUUUUUAUGAUUUUUUUUUCUUUGUUCAAUCCCAUCUUGGUCCUAUAUUGAAUUUUGUUAGUGUUAAAUUAAUUAUUUUUAUACUUUUCAAAUUUUACUCUCCUUUUUUAUACAGUUCGUUACCAUAUUUUUAUUGAAAAUUACCAAAAACUUUUAUUACUUAUACUAAAUAUAGUGUCCUAAUAUCUUCUGUUAUAUAAAUUCAUACAAAUAAUUUUAAUAACGAUUCUGUCAAUUUUAAACUAGUGUAUUUAAAUUAAGAGCUGUUAUUAACAAACAUUAGAUAACAAAUGCUUCGCGCAAAGCAAUUCUAACCCUUAUUUUGUAAUGCCUACCUUACGUUAAUUUGUCAAUUUUGGAAUUUGCGUAAUUAAUGCCCUAGACAAAGAGCAAACGAAUCUACCGAUAUAAUCAUUUCGUUCAGCACUCGCAUGUCUAGGGGGUCAGCCCCCUAGAGAUGUAGCAAGCGAAUUUACAGAUAGAAUCGUUUCAGUUACCGUUCUCAUGUCUAGGGGGCCAGCCCCUUUGAAGAAGUGAUAAAUGAAUCUACCGAUAGAAUUGUUUCGGUCAGCGCUUGCAUGUCUAGGGGGUCAGCCCCCUUAGACAAGUGGCAAACGAAUCUAUCGGUAGAAUUGUUAUCGCUAUCGUGUCCGUAAAAUAGUAUGACAUAAUUUUUUCUCAUGUCAUUAGAGCGUUAGAUUCGUUUGCCAUUUGUCUGGAAGGGGAAGAGGAGGGAGCGAGGUAUUAUUAUCUUUAGAACAAUCAAUCUUCGAACGCGGAGAUCGGUAUCUUUGUACAAGAUUUUGUUUAUUUGUUGUUAUUGAUAUUGUUUUUUAACUGUGCUUGCAUGACUGUUUCGAUUUGAAAUUACAAAGUACGAAGACAACACCGUGGUCCUCAGGAAUGACAACGUACGAGACUAUGGGCAUCACAGUGUAUUCUGUGGUGCCAGUGGUGCUGUCAUAUCUAUAGGCGACCAUCACCAAUUUAUACCAGGUGGCCUGUCUGCUUGCCAUUCUGAGUACCAUAAGGCUGUUCAGAUCCGAUAUGCCGCGCUGAACUUCGUGUACUCCAUACACGAGAAAGUUUUUUUUUUUUUAUUCUCUACGCCAUUAUUUCUUACGGUAUUCGUACCUCAGCUGUCCCAGCCGGCACUUAGUGUACCUUAUUGCCUUUUACCAUAAUACCAUUGGGUACAAAACGUUUUAGAUAUUAUUAAGUAGGAGUGGGUAAUAUAUCGCAAUAUCUAUAUAUAUUUUAGUUAUGAUAUCUGUAUACUGGUACAUUAACGAAUAUAUUAAAAGUCAGUUAUCCAAAAAAAGUAAUAUUGGUUAACAGACUUUUAACAUAUUCGAAAAUAGAUAUCCGACCGAUAUGGGCGAUAUCGUAAUGGGUUAUGAUCAUUUUUUCCGCCAUCGACGUCUACAGGAAUCCAAUAUAUCUAUAUCGGAUCGGUAUCUGUAUUGCCCAUACCUAUUAUUAAGUAAUGUGGAAAGUUUAAGUAAACACGCUUGGUACUUGGUAGACGAACUAGAAAUAAUAACACGUAAAUGAAUAAAAAAAAAUAUCUAGUAUUUAUUGUCACAAACAAGAAUUAUUUUACUUGUAUUUUUAUUACUCAAUAUGUUGACGUACAUUUUUAUAUUGCAUUACAUUUUACGCAGAAAUUGGGAGUUGUGCAGAAAAUGGCUACGUACAUUACCUUAAUUAAAA